Messenger RNA from Siniperca chuatsi (mandarin fish), 6751 nucleotides. RefSeq names its product protein inhibitor of activated STAT, 2 (gene pias2). Gene Ontology annotation, molecular function: zinc ion binding; transcription coregulator activity; SUMO ligase activity. The record is from RefSeq and is a predicted model, not a curated record. The transcript has 14 exons. Gene Ontology annotation, biological process: regulation of transcription by RNA polymerase II; protein sumoylation. Bases 98 to 1750 code for a protein of 550 amino acids. Lineage: Eukaryota; Metazoa; Chordata; Actinopteri; Centrarchiformes; Sinipercidae.
GGCCCGGCCCGGCCGGCCUGGCCCGGCUCGGCCCGGCCCGGCCCGGCUGUCCACUGCGCGGCUGCGGCGUCACCUGGAAGUAGUCACGCUGAGCGGGAUGACCGGAACAACAAGAUGGCGGAGAAUGAGGAGUUUCGGGAGUCAGUCCUGUAACACAGACUUCAGCCUGUUGACUGGUGAAACAGCUGUGUGGCACGACACCAAAACCAGCAUGAAUCUCCAGCAGCCAGCCCCUCUCAUCCCCCCCGUCCACCCGGAUGUGCAGAUGAAGCCCCUGCCCUUCUAUGAUGUGCUGGACGUCCUAAUCAAGCCUUCAAGUCUAGGAGCGAGUACUGCACAGAGGUACCACCAAGAAAAAUAUUUUAUCUUUGCCUUGACUCCACAGCAAGUUCGAGAAGUGUGCAUAUCCAGGGACUUUCUACCAGGUGGCAGAAGGGACUACAUGGUUCAAAUUCAACUAAGGUUUUGCUUGUCAGAAACAAGUUGCCCUCAAGAGGAUAAUUACCCAAACAGUCUUUGUAUAAAGGUCAAUGGGAAACUUUUUCCUUUGCCAGGUUAUGCACCACCACCAAAAAAUGGCGUGGAACAGAAGAGACCAGGAAGACCUCUAAACAUUACCUCCCUCGUCCGACUCUCCUCUGCGGUACCCAAUCAGAUUUCAGUGACAUGGGCACCUGAAAUUGGAAAAACCUAUUCUAUGUCUGUGUACCUGGUGAGGCAGCUGACAUCACCACUGCUCCUGCAGAGGCUGAGGAUGAAGGGCAUCAGAAACCCAGACCACUCCAGAGCACUAAUUAAAGAGAAGCUGACAGCAGAUCCAGACAGUGAGAUUGCUACAACAAGCCUUCGAGUUUCACUUAUGUGCCCGCUGGGUAAGAUGCGACUGACGGUGCCAUGCCGGGCGGUGACCUGCUCUCACCUGCAGUGUUUCGACGCUGCCCUCUACCUGCAGAUGAAUGAGAAGAAACCCACCUGGAUCUGUCCUGUGUGUGACAAGAAGGCUGCAUACGAGAGUCUCAUCAUUGAUGGUUUGUUCUUGGAGAUCCUGAACGACUGCUCAGAUGUGGAUGAAAUCAAGUUCCAGGAGGAUGGAACCUGGUGUCCCAUGAGACCAAAGAAAGAGGCCGUCAAGGUCCCCUCUCAGUCAAUUCCAAAAAUUGAGACCUCAGCUCCUUUGCGCCAGUCUUCAGUGGUCCCCCAUUCUACUGAGCCCAGCUCCACCAAGAAGGCUGAUGUGAUUGAUCUGACUCUGGAAAGCUCCUCCUCCUCCUCUGAUGAUGAAGAGGACACAGACCCUCCACUGAAGAAACGCUGCGUUUACAUUUCCAAGAACGAGGAGAUGCAUGCGAAGGGAGUGCUGACCUACCAGCCCACUGUGCGCGUGCCAAACGUCCAGGCCCUGGACCCGUCGUAUCUGACCGCUACACUUGCUGACUAUGCAGUCCCCUUCCACCCAUCCACCCUGGCCUCCAUCCCCACAGACAUGCAGAGUCUGGAUUUGUUUUCCUUAAUUCAAGCAGAUCCUCAGCAUUACCGGCCACAGAUGUUCCUCGACAACCUGACGAGCAGCAUGCAAAGUGCAGCUGCAGCCAGCACCAGCUCGGCCCUGGUCUCCUCCUCCAGCAGCCACUAUGACACCAGCACCCACGCUGCCAGCUCCAUCCACGAGACCCGGGUCAUCACAGGAGGAGGGGGGGGCGCUGGAGGAGGGACUGACAGUGGCAUAUCUGAUAUCAUUUCACUAGACUGAGCCACAUCUCACUGGACCUUUCCAGGCCUGUUUUCUGUGGCCUUUUAAGUCCGGACUACAUGUACAUGACAUGUUGAGUUUUACACAGAAGCACCCAAAUUGGUAUACAUGAGCACUUUGAUGGCCUGAACAUUUUCACAAUAUUAAAAACUGUAUCCAGGCAUGUUUCUUUUUGCCCUUUCAUCCUGUCUGCUAUGGUAGGAUGAUAAAUGGUUUGAUGGCCAAGGACAACAUUGUGUGUCAGUGAAUUGUCAUUUCAUUUGGGAAAUAUUUCCGUUUGCUGUCAUACCCUUAAUCGCAUAAGAUCGAAACAAAAGGGAGUGAUUUAGCCUUGGUUUAGUUCAAUAUUCCCUGGUGUUUAAGCCUUGGUUUAGUCCAAUAUUCCCUGGUAUUUAGCCUUGCAUUAGCCCAAUCUAUCCCCAGUGUUUUAGCCUUGCAUUAGCCCAAUCUAUCCCCAGUGUUUUAGCCUUGCAUCAGCCCAAUCUAUCCCCAGUGUUUUAGCCCUGCAUUAGCCCAAUCUAUCCCCAGUGUUUUAGCCUUCGUUUAGCCCAAUCUAUCCCCAGUGUUUUAGCCUUGGUUUAGCCCAAUCUAUCCCCAGUGUUUUAGCCUUGGUUUAGCCCAAUCUAUCCCCAGUGUUUUAGCCCUGCAUCAGCCCAAUCUAUCCCCAGUGUUUUAGCCUUGGUUUAGCCCAAUCUAUCCCCAGUGUUUUAGCCUUGGUUUAGCCCAAUCUAUCCCCAGUGUUUUAGCCCUGCAUCAGCCCAAUCUAUCCCCAGUGUUUUAGCCCUGCAUCAGCCCAAUCUAUCCCCAGUGUUUUAGCCCUGCAUCAGCCCAAUCUAUCCCCAGUGUUUUAGCCUUGCAUUAGCCCAAUCUAUCCCCAGUGUUUUAGCCUUUGUUUAGCCCAAUCUAUCCCCAGUGUUUUAGCCUUGGUUUAGCCCAAUCUAUCCCCAGUGUUUUAGCCUUCGUUUAGCCCAAUCUAUUCCCAGUGUUUUAGCCUUGCAUUAGCCCAAUCUAUCCCCAGUGUUUUAGCCUUCGUUUAGCCCAAUCUAUUCCCAGUGUUUUAGCCUUGGUUUAGCCCAAUCUAUACCCAGUGUUUUAGCCUUGCAUUAGCCCAAUCUGUCCCCAGUGUUUUAGCCUUGGUUUAGCCCAAUCUAUCCCCAGUGUUUUAGCUCUGCAUCAGCCCAAUCUAUCCCCAGUGUUUUAGCCUUCGUUUAGCCCAAUCUAUUCCCAGUGUUUUAGCCUUCGUUUAGCCCAAUCUAUCCCCAGUGUUUUAGCCUUGGUUUAGCCCAAUCUAUCCCCAGUGUUUUAGCCUGGUUUAGCCUUGUGUUUUAGCCUUGGUUUAGCCCAAUCUAUCCCCAGUGUUUUAGCCUUGCAUUAGCCCAAUCUAUCCCCAGUGUUUUAGCCUUGGUUUAGCCCAAUCUAUCCCCAGUGUUUUAGCCUUGGUUUAGCCCAAUCUAUCCCCAGUGUUUUAGCCUUGGUUUAGCCCAAUCUAUCCCCAGUGUUUUAGCCUUUGUUUAGCCCAAUCUAUCCCCAGUGUUUUAGCUCUGCAUCAGCCCAAUCUAUCCCCAGUGUUUUAGCCUUGGUUUAGCCCAAUCUAUCCCCAGUGUUUUAGCCUUGGUUUAGCCCAAUCUGUCCCCAGUGUUUUAGCCUUCGUUUAGCCCAAUCUAUUCCCAGUGUUUUAGCCUUGGUUUAGCCCAAUCUAUCCCCAGUGUUUUAGCCUUGGUUUAGCCCAAUCUAUCCCCAGUGUUUUAGCCUUGGUUUAGCCCAAUCUAUCCCCAGUGUUUUAGCCUUGCAUUAGCCCAAUCUAUCCCCAGUGUUUUAGCCUUGGUUUAGCCCAAUCUGUCCCCAGUGUUUUAGCCUUGGUUUAGCCCAAUCUGUCCCCAGUGUUUUAGCCUUCGUUUAGCCCAAUCUAUCCCCAGUGUUUUAGCCUUGGUUUAGCCCAAUCUAUACCCAGUGUUUUAGCCUUGGUUUAGCCCAAUCUAUCCCCAGUGUUUUAGCCUUGGUUUAGCCCAAUCUAUCCCCAGUGUUUUAGCCUUGGUUUAGCCCAAUCUGUCCCCAGUGUUUUAGCCUUGGUUUGGUCUUCCACCUCCUUAGGAAAAUCUUUGUCUCUCUCUGGCUUGCUAGAUGUUUCACUCUUUUCACCAGCCACUCACUGACUUCAGCUCUUUGCCAUUGUGUGCCAGGCAGGGAGUGGAAUCAAUGGAACUGACAAUCCUUUCACAUGAGUCACUUAUUUCAGUGUUCAUGUCAAAAAUAUAGCUUAGGAAACUUUAAUUAGUAGUUUCUUUGUAUUUCAUCAUACAGUAUCAUUAUGACCUGAACAGCUAGUCUUUUGGCCAUCCAUAUAUAGGUAUAUCCAGUUACUCCAGUGUUGGAAAUAUUUAGAACAUUGAACUCUUCAUUUAUACCAAUUUGUUUGCUUGCACAUACAUGUAAAUCUGACUUCAGCCCGUUCUGACCUGGUUGACCUGAACCGUGGGCCUCGUUAGGAUGGAAUCCAGAUGAAUGGAAGAAGAGCUUGGACUCACUGCUCUCAGCAAGAUGUUGUUUCACACGACAUCCAUGCAAGUGAAUGAAUGGUUGGAAGUAGGAAGCCCCUCUGUGAAAAAGACCUGUGGACUGAUAAACAUAUUGUUGACUGUGGAGGUGUCUGACCUGCUCACACACAGUGGACGGGGCUGUUUUGGUCUGUUUUUACUGUAUCUGUGCUGGCUUCCCAAAGCCGCGUUUUGCCUUUCAUUCACACUAAUGGAAACAUGGAAGGCAGGUCACUAAUUCAAAUGUUUUCAUUGGUUCAAACAGCUGUAAGUCAGUACUUUGAUGAGGUUUGUUACAGGGCAGCUUUCAUGUCAUACUAACGUAAAAUGUUCCAUUUUAAUUUUGUCAGAGCAAUAAUAAUUUAACGAGUGUUAGGUUAAAUAAAGUUGUAAAUGUAGUUCAAGCUGGUCCCUACCACUCUGCUUCCCAAAUCCAAUCCCUUGUGUAUGGUCAAUUUAUUGGCUUAUGUUAAUUGCAAACAUGAUUUCGUUUUGUUAGAGAAAUACACUUAAUGGAAUAGUUCAAAAUGUAGGCAAAUACGCUAUCUCAAUCUCAUGCCCUGGUGUUAAGCACAGACCUGGAGUCAGAAAGUAUUUAGCAUAACUUAGCAUAAAGACUGGAAGCAGGGGGAAACAGCUAGCCUGGCUCUGUCCAGUGUUCCAAAAAUACACCUACUGACAUCUAAAGCUCACUAAUCUCAUAUCUCAUCUGUUUGCUCCUUACACAGAAAUGUAAGAACCACAGUUCGUGGUUUUAAGAGGCAUUAUGUGCUGCUCCAGGCUAGUGGUUUCUCCCGGCUUCCAGUCUUUGUGCUAAGCUAGGCUAUCCACAUCCUGCUUAAAGGACAGGGACAUGAGAUUGAUAUUCAUCUUCUCAUCUCACUCUCAGAAAGUCAAUAAGUGUAUUUCCCAAAAUGUUGAACUGCUUAUUUUAAACUUUCUCGCAAACGUGUGCAUCAGCUUUGACUAGCAUGAAACGGUUCAAUGGAUUUUGAGAUGAUGUUAAUGAAAGAGUUUAUUUGCCUCUAUGUUAAUGUAAAACUUCUGACAAGUUCGUGCAGCCAAAAAUCUGAUCUUCUUUCCUUCAGUUAACAUUUAAGAGUCCAAUCUGUAAUUCUUCUGAACUCUGACCUUUCUGCUAUUUCUGGAUUUUGUUGUUUGCUGAUGAUGCUGCGUGUUGGUAUGGGAUGGAUGGGCGUGACACAAACAUUUGCUCAGUAUUAACACCUACACUUAAGCCCACUUUCUCACAGUUGACAGCAAGCAGUAACAAAAGAACGAUAGACAGGGCAGCUACUGUAUGUGCUAUCUGGAUUAGCUACUUAUUUGGAUUGCUUGCUGUGUAUGUGGACUCCCAGCCAUCAGGAGCUCAAUCUCAGGGACCUACACUCCACUUUUCUGGGCUUGAUGGACUGAGUGAAUUCAAAUAUUGACACAGAAACAACACUGUCAGCAUCGGUAACUGAAGUACAGGUGGUGACGUUAAAGUUAGGCUAACUCAUGUUUUUAUUUUUUAGGUCAGUGUAAAACAUGCUAAUGAAUGUUGGCAGUUUGGAGUUUACAUGUUAAAACUGUGAUAAGGGUCAGUCACCCAAUUACAAAACCCCACAGUUACGGGGUAGUUUUAGUUUAUGUGAACAGGUUUUGAGAUAUCUGUCUCUUGAGGUUCAAGUCUCCACGGACUUUAGUUUGUGCAUUGAAAAAUGACAUUUAAAAAAUUGAACAUCAGUGUGUUUUUCCAGAAUCGGUAUCUCUGUGACUAUGGAUAAUUCAUAGACUGCAGACAGUCUGAUUGGAACUGCGAAACUGUUGCUGAAAUCCAUUCGCCUUCAUUGUGUUGGGCGGAGGCAGAGACCGAUAUCUCAAAACCUGGAUAAACAAAACCAAAACUCUCUGCAUGUAGAGAUGCCACUAGAGGUAGGUGAGAGAAUCUGUUUUUUGUCAUUUUGGUGAACCCACCCUUGGUAAGCAAAGCAUAAUAAGUCAAAGUAAAACAUGCUAGAUCAACAAUACUGCCAAUUCAUUUCCCACCUUUACAGCCCCUUUCCUCACACAGAAACAGCACAUUCGUGGGGAGUGUUUGCAUAGAGGUCACUGUUGUGAAAUUGCGGAUUACACUUUUAACACUGUCUCUAUUCACCUGCAGGCAGAUGGUGGUGGUGUGGACCCAUGGGAUUCCAUGUCAUGUUUUUGAUUUGGUACUCUUCAUACUUUAUGGGCUUUGAACCAAUCCAGAUCACCUGGACGUCUCUUUUGACACCAUGUUAACAGACUCAACAGAGAAAAGAGCCCAUUUUUGUUUGCUUCACAUUCACUAGGUUUAUUACAGGAUGGUUGAUUACAAAAUUGUCUUUGUUUUCCUGUAUCUGUAAACUUGCAGCAUUUUGAAUUGUGGUACCAUGUGCAGGUGUUUUUUAUUAUUAAAGGUUUUCUUUUUUAUUCAGUUAAAAUCCGUUGCUCUUGGAAA